CUGCAGGUGGUGAUAGCUUUGUGUUGCGGAAUAUUUUCAAAUAUAAAGUAUUUUGUGAUCAAGUGUUAUAAAAAUGAAAAAUUUAGCUACAUUAGAAAUCAAAAAGUUGUUCAAACUCCCGCCUUAUUUCACAGAUGAAAAUGUCCGCAUGUUCGUCGUGCAGUAUAUGAAUAAAGCACUAGAGAUGUGGUCGAAGCGGAGAAAGCGAAGCCCUCACAUUGUAUCAUUGUUGACUGAUAUGAGCUGCUUAAUCCAUGAGUUUGAAAGUGAAGAAUGUUAUUGUUCAUUUUAUUUAUUCAUGUUUUUCCUGCGUCUUAAUGAGGACGAAGCUGAGAAGACACAUAUGAGAUUUAAAAAGGCAUCGGAAAAUGUUAUGAAUUUUUGUUUAGAUAAAUUGGAUGCAGGCUUUUGUCUAUGCGAUAUAUACUAUGAAGAAGGUGACAAUUUCCAAAAUGAAAACGGCGAACACGAAGAGUUUUUUCUUAUUGCAGUGGACGAAAGUUUGGAACAAAUCAAUAUACCGGACGAAAAUAAUUUAAAAAAUUAUAAAGGUGAUCAAUAUGAGCCUGAAAACGAUUUACAACAACAUCUUAAUAUUCUUCUAGAAAGCGAUAUGGAUGAAUAAGGAGUGUUAAUUAAAAUUAAUCAAU
Messenger RNA from Teleopsis dalmanni, 650 nucleotides. RefSeq lists its product as uncharacterized. The record is from RefSeq and is a predicted model, not a curated record. The transcript has 2 exons. Bases 74 to 625 code for a protein of 183 amino acids. NCBI's taxonomy places the organism in Eukaryota, Metazoa, Arthropoda, Insecta, Diptera, Diopsidae.